Molecule: messenger RNA, 2925 nt
Organism: Cyprinodon tularosa
Lineage: Eukaryota; Metazoa; Chordata; Actinopteri; Cyprinodontiformes; Cyprinodontidae
Product: copine-8
Exons: 20
Coding region: 197-1891 (564 amino acids)
Biological process (GO): cellular response to calcium ion
Cellular component (GO): plasma membrane
Molecular function (GO): calcium-dependent phospholipid binding
Source: RefSeq, a predicted model, not a curated record
GCACACAGAGGAGGGGAGAGAAAGAGUGAAGUGACAUCACAUCUCAAAGCUCCUCUCUCCUCUCCUUUGAGCGCACCUUUGCUCCACUUCUCGCCGAGGAGGCGCGCGCACAGUUCGCCUUUAUCCUCCUCCGUCGCUCGUGAAAAAAAGGGGGCAGGACUGAAGGAAAGCAGAAAAGCCUGGGAAAACUGAAACCAUGAACAACACUUUCCUAAACAUGGCGUCUAUAGGGGACUUCGACCCGCUGAACCUUUCUAUCCCCGCCACCAAAGUUGAAAUCACGGUGUCAUGCAGAAACCUGCUGGACAUGGAUACUUUCUCCAAAUCAGACCCAAUUUGUGUUCUUUACACACAAGGCAUUGGCAACAAGGAGUGGAGAGAGUUUGGGAGAACAGAGGUGAUUGACAACACGCUGAACCCAGACUUUGUGAAGAAAUUUAUCCUGGACUACUUCUUUGAAGAGCGACAGAAUCUCAGAUUUGACUUGUACGAUGUUGACUCGAAGAGCGCCAAUCUGCAGAAACAUGACUUCUUGGGCCAAGCCUACUGCACCCUGGGAGAGGUGGUUGGAUCACUGGGAAGUCGCUUGGAAAAGCCUCUCGGAGGCAUUCAAGGGAAGAAAUGCGGGACCAUUAUUGUGAAAGCGGAGGAACUAAACAACUGCAGGGAAUCUGUGAUGAUGCAGUUCUGUGGGACCAAACUGGACAAAAAGGAUUUCUUUGGCAAGUCAGAUCCCUUCCUGGUUUUCUACAGGAGCAACGAGGACGGCUCGUUUACCAUCUGCCACAAGACUGAGGUGGUGAAGAACACGCUGAACCCUGUGUGGCAAGCCUUUAAGAUCCCUGUCAGAGCUCUUUGCAAUGGGGAUUACGACAGAACAAUCAAGGUUGAAGUUUACGACUGGGACCGGGAUGGCAGCCAUGACUUUAUUGGAGAGUUCAGCACAAGCUACAGAGAGCUCUCAAUGGGACAGAGCCAGUUUAAUGUUUAUGAGGUGGUGAAUCCCAAGAAAAAAGGAAAGAAGAAAAACUAUAAAAACUCUGGAACGGUAACGCUGCUGUCAUUCCUAGUGGACAUUGAAGUCACCUUUCUGGACUACAUCAAAGGAGGGACCCAGAUCAACUUCACGGUGGCCAUUGAUUUCACAGCUUCCAAUGGAAACCCAGCCCAGCCGACGUCUCUUCACUACAUGAGUCCGUACCAGCUGAAUGCCUACGCCAUGGCCCUGAAGGCAGUAGGCGAGAUCAUUCAGGACUACGACAGCGACAAGAUGUUCCCAGCGCUGGGCUUUGGAGCCAAGCUGCCGCCAGAUGGACGGGUGUCCCAUGAAUUUGCCCUGAACGGUAACCCUCAGAAUCCGUACUGCGCUGGUAUUGAUGGCGUGAUGGAGGCCUACUACCAAAGCCUGAAGUCUGUUCAGCUCUAUGGACCCACUAACUUCUCGCCUGUCAUCAACCACGUAGCCAGGUAUGCUGCUUCUGUGAAGGAUGGUUCUCAGUACUUUGUGCUCCUCAUCAUCACUGAUGGUGUCAUCUCAGACAUGGCUCAGACAAAGGAGUCUAUCGUCAAUGCUUCCUGCCUCCCAAUGUCAAUCAUCAUUGUGGGAGUCGGGCCAGCAGAAUUUGAUGCCAUGGUCGAGUUGGAUGGCGAUGAAGUAAGAGUCUCUUCCAGAGGACGACAAGCAGAGAGAGACAUUGUUCAGUUUGUUCCAUUUAGAGACUACAUCGACAGAAGUGGAAACCACAUAUUGAGCAUGGCCCGGCUUGCAAAAGACGUACUGGCUGAGAUUCCGGACCAGUUCCUUUCCUACAUGCGGACCCGGGGAAUAAAGCCUUCACCUGCGCCACCUCCCUACACACCGCCAGGGGAGCCAGUUCAAACCCAGAUAUAAAGAGCGGGCUGUUAAAAGUUAAAGCCUUGCAGUCAGGUGUUCUCAGAACUUAACGCUCAAAAUACUUCCGUCUCCUUAAAGCCGCUCUCCAUGCUUCGCCAUCAUGGAUGACAGGGGUUUUUCUCAUGGUCAGGAAGCUGCGCGUCAGGCCAGGAAAGACGUGCUUUAGAAGGAAAACUCAGCAAGAGUCUGUUUACUUCCACUAUCAAGCAUUCCUAUAAUUGUCUGGAUUUUGAUAGGAUAAUUAUUCCUUUUCUCUUGUUGUGCAUGUGUGUGUGAGUGAAACCGGAAAAGCUUUGGAGAGAGUUGAUAGAUUCAAAUUGUGCAGAGAAAAGAGAAGUAAAGAAGGUAAAAACUAAUAGGCCUGAAAAUUCUGGAGAAUGUCUGCAGAUAUAGAAAAAAAGUAUCUUCAUUUUCUGUAAAAAGAAAAAAAAAAUGGAAAAAUGUACCAUUUCUUUCUCUUUUCUCUCCCAGAAUAAUUGUUUACAGUAAAUGCUAGCAAAGAUUUGUACCGUUGAUACUUUUAUAUACAUAUAGUUUCACUCGGAAAGUUGUAAUACUUUCUCUUCUCCUGGCAUUUAUGUCAGGUAGCUGCAGUGCAGGUAGCCCAGUAGCCCUUCUGUACUGUACCGUACCGUGCUGUACCGUACUGUACUGUAUUCUAGUGUUUGUAUUAACCUUUUGCAUGCAUGUAGCCUCGGUCAAGUGCAUGCACAUAGUGGCCCUGCACUACCUCUUCUAUCCAUACAUGUUUGUGGGAGGUAAAUUAACUUUCUUUUACUUAAUUUAUCCCCCUUUGUGCCUAGUAGCUGUAUUUCCAUCCAACUAAUUAAUUUUUUGCCUUGAUUUAUAUAUGAUUUGUGUUAUUAUUACAAAACAAAAUCAAAUAUCAGGUAUUUGCUUAUUUCAGUGUUUUUAAACCCCAUUCUAAUAUCAUCUGCAUACGUGAUCCCCUAUGAGUUUGGGGAUUUGUAGCCUUGUAGAGUGUAGCGCUGUGUGCACAGCUUUUGUCAUCUUUAAAGUCCAAAGAAAGU